AUGCUCUCCCUCGUCAAAGUCCCAUUGAUAUUCACCACCGCGCUAUUCUAUGACCGCUCCUUCACGGCUCCUCCUUCACCGCCUGUGGCCGAGGAAGAGCAGAAGAAGGCCCUGAAGGUUACUGAUAUCUCCCUUACGGAGAGACUUAUCCCUCCUGCGGGCUUCUUGCUCAAGACGACGUACUGGACAAUGAGUGCUGCGGAGAUCGCGUCGGUCCUCGCCAUCCAAUAUCCGUCGCACAAUCUCGCCCAGCAUAUUCGCACUCUGCUCUCGUUGGACAGUCCCGAAACCAAUCUAUCUUCCAUAGGAGCUAUCACACCUAUCUACCUGCUCGGGUCCGCCCUCAUCAUCACGGGCACUCUCAUUCGCUUUCGCUGCUUCCGCGAAAUGGGCCGCCACUUCACAUUCCGUCUCACCCUGCGCGAGAAUCACAAGCUCGUGACCAGUGGUCCAUACAGCAUCGUCCGUCACCCAAGCUACACGGCUGGCAUGAUGACGGUGGUGGGCUCGGUGUUAACCUUGGUUGGCGGUGGGAGCUGGUGGAGGGGUGUUGGGGGCUGGAACGGCGCCGGCAUGUUACCGAAGAUCUGCGCUGGGGUGCUCGGAGUGACUGCUGCAUUUUGUGUGAGAGUGUACGCGAGAGCAGCGAAAGAGGACAGGUACUUGAAGCAAGAGUUCAGCGAAGAGUGGGAGGAGUGGGCGAAGAGGGUACCGUGCAAGUAUCUGCCUGGGAUCUAUUGA
Stereum hirsutum FP-91666 SS1 is the source of this 741-nucleotide messenger RNA. RefSeq lists its product as uncharacterized. NCBI's taxonomy places the organism in Eukaryota, Fungi, Basidiomycota, Agaricomycetes, Russulales, Stereaceae. Gene Ontology annotation, cellular component: membrane. Gene Ontology annotation, biological process: C-terminal protein methylation. The record is from RefSeq and is a predicted model, not a curated record. Gene Ontology annotation, molecular function: protein C-terminal S-isoprenylcysteine carboxyl O-methyltransferase activity. The coding region runs from base 1 to 741 and encodes 246 amino acids. The transcript is spliced from 2 exons.